Messenger RNA from Arvicanthis niloticus (Nile rat), 3011 nucleotides. It is a transcript of the gene Otc, whose product is annotated as ornithine transcarbamylase. Gene Ontology annotation, cellular component: mitochondrion. Gene Ontology annotation, biological process: L-citrulline biosynthetic process. NCBI's taxonomy places the organism in Eukaryota, Metazoa, Chordata, Mammalia, Rodentia, Muridae. Gene Ontology annotation, molecular function: amino acid binding; ornithine carbamoyltransferase activity. The record is from RefSeq and is a predicted model, not a curated record.
CUGCCUGCCUGACUGUGGAGCUCUCUAGACCAUAGAUUCCUCCUUCACUCUAGCAAAAGAAGAUGUUGUCUAAUCUGAGGAUCCUGCUCAGCAAUGCAGCUCUUAGAAAGGGUCACAUUUCCGUGGUUCGAAACUUUCGGUGUGGAAAGCCAGUACAGAGUCAAGUACAGCUGAAAGGCCGUGACCUCCUCACCCUGAAGAACUUCACAGGAGAGGAGAUUCAGUACAUGCUAUGGCUCUCUGCAGAUCUGAAAUUCAGGAUCAAGCAGAAAGGAGAAUAUUUGCCUUUAUUGCAAGGAAAAUCCUUAGGAAUGAUUUUUGAGAAAAGAAGUACUCGAACAAGACUGUCCACAGAAACAGGCUUUGCUCUUCUGGGAGGACACCCUUCUUUUCUUACCACACAAGACAUUCACUUGGGUGUGAAUGAAAGUCUCAUAGACACAGCUCGUGUAUUAUCCAGCAUGACAGAUGCAGUGUUAGCUCGAGUGUAUAAACAAUCAGAUCUGGACAUUCUGGCUAAAGAAGCAUCCAUCCCAAUUGUCAACGGACUGUCAGACUUGUAUCAUCCUAUCCAGAUCCUGGCUGAUUACCUUACACUCCAGGAACACUAUGGCUCUCUCAAAGGUCUUACCCUCAGCUGGAUAGGGGAUGGGAACAAUAUCCUGCACUCCAUCAUGAUGAGUGCUGCAAAAUUCGGGAUGCACCUUCAAGCAGCUACUCCAAAGGGUUAUGAGCCAGACCCUAAUAUAGUCAAACUAGCAGAGCAGUAUGCCAAGGAAAAUGGUACCAGGUUGUCAAUGACAAAUGAUCCAUUGGAAGCAGCACGUGGAGGCAAUGUAUUAAUUACAGAUACUUGGAUAAGCAUGGGACAAGAGGAUGAGAAGAAAAAGCGUCUUCAAGCUUUCCAAGGUUACCAGGUUACAAUGAAGACUGCUAAAGUGGCUGCGUCUGACUGGACAUUUUUACACUGCUUGCCAAGAAAGCCAGAAGAAGUGGAUGAUGAAGUGUUUUAUUCUCCACGGUCGUUAGUGUUCCCAGAAGCGGAAAACAGAAAGUGGACAAUUAUGGUCUCACUGGAGUCUCACCGGAGUCUCACCGUGCCCAUUGCCUUGGACCACUCUUAUUAUAAAAAGACUUAGCAUAAUGUAAUAAAAUUCCGAAAGGGGCAAGCUAUACCAAAGUGACUGCAGAGAGUCUAACGGUGCUGCCCUGGCUGUCAAGAAACCACUUCUACCAACUGGCUUCAAAACAAACCAUCUGUGUCAUCUUGGAUAAAUUGUCUCAACCUUCAGUGGACUCACCCAUAAAAAUGAGUCCACUGAGUCACAGAGAUUACAAAUGAGGGAUAAUUUUACUUAGGUCAUGAAUGUCAUCAAUAGGCUAGUUUGAGCCCUAUGUGGAGAGGAAUCUUGGGUCUGUCUAUGGUAUAGAACAGAAAGAGAGGCAUAACUGAUGAAUUAACACUCUUGACUUGAAUGCUGAGAAGGUGGCAGUCGAUGGCUGUGUCCUUGUGCCUGUGUAGGAGGAUUUGGAGGUCUCCUGGAGUUCAUUUCCUUUCCAUCACGUGAUUUGCGCUUCUAAACUUUGCCAGAUUCUCUGCCCGGCAUUGUGGAAUUUAAAAUGAAAAUAAAAAAGAGCGAUAUGCAUCCCUCAAACAGCCUGUUACAAUUUUUUUUAAGUGCAGAGCAUUUUCAAGCAGGAUGAGACCUUGGAGGUCAUUUGGACUGCAUUCCUGUUUUAAAGGCAAUAAAAUUAUUCUCUGCUUGUUCAGAAUGGCCUUUAGAUUCAACACUGCUGUGAUAAUUUGUUUUUGCAGGAUGCUUUAAAUGGACAAUAUCCUACAAUUGUUCUGUCAAUCCAGAAGCCACUGGGUACAUAUAGCUAUUUAAAUUUAUAUUAAACUUUUAAAAAUUAAAGAUAUAAUUCCUUGGCCAAACUAACCUCCAACCCCACAUUAAGUGUUCAGUAUUGUCCGUAGCUAUGGCUACCAUAUUAGACAGCACAGGCAGGGCAUUUUCACCAAUGCUGACAGUUUUAAUGAACAGCACUCCUCUAGCGAAUGAUUUUCUACUAAAUGACUUCAUUUAAAAUCAGGAUAGAAGCAAGAAGAAAAGAUACUACCUGGCUUCCACACUUGAGAUACAUUGUAAGGUAUAUCAUUCCAAGAAUGUAGAGAAAGCCUGUUCCUAACCUGUGUAAGAUCACCAAAGCAAAAGUGUGCUGUAAGAGUCUCUUUAUAAGGCCUCUACAUUAAGUAUUUUCCAACAAAUCUACUCCCAACACAAUGUUCGCUCCAUAGUGCACAUAUUUUUUUUAAAUCAGAAACAAAAAGCACACAUGUUCCUCCGCAGAAAAUUUGUUUUUGUAUUUUUCCGUGAUUAGUGAGAAAGCAAUACUUACAAAACUACUGAUACAUUUUCCCCCCUGUAUACAUCUUUUUAACAUAUAGUACAAAAGUAACCUAAAGAGACUCUUUUUCAAAUGCUACACUUAACGGCACUGUUAUCUGGAUGGAUGUCCUGAAGUAUGUAACACCUUUGCAAAUACAAUUCAUAAUAUUCAAAAUCAUUCACCCCUCUCCAAGCUAAGACUACCAUAUAAAAUACAGUAUGCCCAGUUAAAUUGCAACUUCAGAUAAACAAUUUUUAUAUAAGUGUGUUCUGCACACUAUUUAUAACAUACUUAUAGCAAGAAAGCGUAUUGUUUAAAUGUAAUUUUUGACUGUUUGGCGAAACUGUCCAUUCCUAGUUUUUUUUGUUUGUUUAUUUUGUUUUGGGGAAGCUAAGCUUGACAUGUUGUAUGACUCUGCACAAUAAAGGAAAACCUGAGAUGCAGACCUGAAACCCCUAAAAGAACUUGAACAGUUUUACCUGUUACAUGGCCCUCCCUUCCCCCAGAAUGUCCUCCCGGGGUCCUUUUUGACAGUGUCCUGCUUUACCAAGGUCUCCUUAGGCUGUCCAAUCUCCAGCAUCCUUUUAACCACUUUAAAAUUUUAUUGUCUAUGAGUAAAA